GAGGGAUCGUCGAUCAAUGAAUCCUUGUUUGAUGGUUUUGAUCUGAUCAUAAGAAGAAGAAGAAGAAGACUAUGGCAACUUAUUACAAAACUGGCUCAAGUGAGAUUUAUUCCAGACCAGAAUUUGUCCCUGGAAACGCAAUGAGCUACACAAAUUCUUUCUCAGAGACUUUUCCUAGAGAAGCAACUACUAAUGUCUCAGCUUCUAAAGAGAUUCAAGUAUUGUCAAGUCUUGGUGGAGUUUCACAAAUGGUGGAGAUUCAAGAUUCUGGUUCUUGGAGAGAUCAAGAAGACAAUGACAGGAGUCGCUUCCCGGUGAUGAUGCGUCUUGGCCUCAGCUCGCAGAUUGAGACAUCGAGAGGCAAUAAUAACAAUGAGUAUGCAACACAGGUUGUUUCGGGAUUUACUCGAACCAUUCACAACUCAAAGUAUCUCAAGGCUGCUCAAGAGCUUCUUGAUGAAGCUGUUAAUGUUAAGAAAGCUCUGAAGCAGUUUCAGCCAGAGGGAGACAAGAUUGAUGAAGUGAAAGAGAAGAAUCAUCAGAUUAAUAUUGCUGAAAUCCCUCAAGCAGAGAGACAAGAACUGCAGAGCAAGUUGUCGAAACUUUUAUCGAUAUUAGAUGAGGUGGAUAGAAAUUACAAGCAGUACUACCAUCAGAUGCAGAUAGUUGUGUCAUCUUUCGAUGUAAUAGCGGGAUGUGGAGCAGCCAAACCAUACACGGCUCUUGCGCUUCAGACUAUUUCUAGGCAUUUUCGUUGCUUAAGGGAUGCGAUAUCCGGACAAAUCUUGGUGAUAAGGAAAAGUUUAGGAGGGGAGGAUGGAUCAGAUGGGAGAGGAGUGGGGAUAAGCAGGUUAAGGAAUGUUGAUCAACAGGUAAGGCAACAAAGAGCGUUGCAGCGGUUAGGUGUUAUGCAACCUCACACUUGGCGGCCUCAACGCGGUUUACCUGAUUCCUCUGUUUUGGUUCUCCGUGCUUGGCUGUUCGAGCAUUUCCUCCACCCUUAUCCAAAGGAUUCAGACAAGAUCAUGCUCGCUAGACAAACGGGGUUGAGCCGAGGCCAGGUGUCGAACUGGUUCAUAAAUGCGCGUGUGCGUCUCUGGAAACCGAUGGUGGAGGAGAUGUACAAGGAGGAAUUCACAGAUGCAUUGGAGGAGAAUGAUCCCAACCCGUCUUCUGAAAACACACCAGAAAUCACAGACAUUCAAGAGCAGCAAACUGAGUCUAGUUCCAACAACGGACGUGUAUCUAGUGUGCCAAGCAGUAGCAUUGGACAAAGCACGGUGGCCCGUGGUGGUGACCGGUUCAUGAUGGUGACUGACAUAACAAGAAAUGGUAGUGGUGGGAUGUCUUUAACAUUGGGGAUUCAGAAUUCCGACAGCGAUGUUCCUAUGUCCGGUGGGAUAGAUAACUACGAAAAUACCAUCCCGGGAACCGAUCUCCAAUACUUAAACUCUCGCAACCUCCAGCACCGGCUUGGCUCUUCACAAUUGUUGCAUGACUUUGUAGCUUGAUGAGGAGAAUAGAAAGGUGUCGAAAUGUAUUCUUUUGUGAAAGUAAACCCAAAAAGACGAAAUUGUAGAUUAAUGAGAAGACAUGAGAAGGUGAACACAAUCUGAGAUUAGAUACGAUUUGUUCUUCCUACUUUAAUGUAAUAGACUAAUUAUAUGGUC
Arabidopsis arenosa is the source of this 1670-nucleotide messenger RNA. Lineage: Eukaryota; Viridiplantae; Streptophyta; Magnoliopsida; Brassicales; Brassicaceae. The record is from the annotation of a GenBank genome assembly.